GGGGGGGUCCAACGCCAAUGUAAGAUUUUACGACCGUGAUCCUUUUUAACGACCUUGGAUCCUUUCUGCUCUACACUUGAGGCUUCCUUUUCCCCCUCUCUUGUCCUCUUUCUCGACCUCUUUCCAUGGAAUAUUCAACUAUUUUUUAAUUCUGUUUUCUCUCAUCCACUGGAGAGCAAUCAUGUUUGCGACACUCGUUCCCUUUUGUUUUUCGACGAUAUUUGUUUCAUUGACGUUUACUAAACUGGUCCACCUUUCUAUCCACGCCAAGACAAUCUCUCCCGGCGCUUUCGUCCUUUUUCUGCCCUCGCUUUUACUUCCUGAUGUUUUAGUCAUUAUCCUGUCGCGCCUGGCGCUGCGGCAGCAGAAGGGCCUUUUCUCUGUUGGAGCUUGUGUUUUGGGGUGCAUAUUCUCAUUUAUUCUUCUCGGCGCAUCGGCUUCACAACUGGGCUUCUUUUAUUCGACAGGCAAUGAGGUUAAAUGGUCAGAGGCGUUGAGCUAUGCUGGCGAUAAAGAUGGGAUGAAAAUUCUUCUCAGUGGGCUUAACUCUGUCCUUGCGGCGGGAGCUCUCAUCGUCGUCGUGGCUUGGGUUGCGAAGUGGUUUCUCUACCGGGCCGUCGGUUCAUUAAUUGCAACGGUUGGAAUGCCUGUUGUACAUGCCUGGCAGUGGUUCCGACACAGAAACGGUCGAUCCCCUCAGUCACUAGCUUAUGACUCCGACAGCGAACUCGACGAAGACCUCGAGGUCGCCAAAGAAGGCGCACGACUCAUCCCCGAUACUCACGAAGAAUCUCGAACGAGGCCUCGAACAUGGAUUAUUCUCGCCCUCAUUUCUGUCUUCCUCUUCCUCACGACGACUCUCCGACCUGCUGCUCCAUACACCAUGAUGUCCAUGACACUCCCCGCCGCCAUGCUGGAAAUGUUCAAGUCUCCGGCCAAGCUGUGUAACAAUGUCGAAGGCGGAUGGCCCCUCCCUGAUCUCAUCACUCCCGAUAAUUGGGAGGAGCCCAAUGGACGCUUCCCCGGUUGGACACCCGGUAACGACGGUGAUGCUGCGCGAAAGUACCGAGACACAGUCCCUGAAUGGCUACCCAGCGACAUCCCCGCUGGCUUCUCCAAGUGGCUUUCCAAGCCAAACAAGACCACGGAUGAGGAGCCUGCAGCAAGCCCUAGCAAGGCAUGCGAAGUCCCCAAAGCCGACGGUACCUUUUACAACCCCGUUCUCGACCCUCUCAAGAUCUCCAACCUCGACACCGACAUCAUUGACGUUAUCCGCGACACUCUCAAGGGCGGCGACGUCAAGAUCAAGCACGUGGCACUAAUCAUGAUGGAGAGCUAUCGCGAGGAACUCUUCCCUCUGCAGCAGGGCUCCAACUAUCACAGGCUCAUGGUCAAGUCGCACAAGGGUGAAGACAUCGACGAGAUCAACGAGAAGCUUUCUCGCAUGAGCCCCGUCGCCGAGAGACUCACCGGCAAGUCAGGAAACUGGAAGAGAAAGGAUGGCUCGGAUUUUGAACACGUGGCUAUCCCGCAGUGGAACGAUACAGCGCAGGAGGGGUACGGAGGUAUCAACGUUGUCGGCGGUUUCACAACGUCUUCGUUGUCGUUCAAGAGCAUGGCUGCUAUCCACUGUGGCGCUUGGUCCAUGCCUGUCGAUGGCUUUGAGGAGUCUGAGACGGAUGCGUACCAGGCUUGUAUUCCUCAGGUCUUUAAUCUCUUUAACAAGCUCAAGGAUGAUAAGAAGUCGAAGGAUUUCUUGGAGCAGCAGUGGUAUCCUGCUUUCUUCCAGUCUAUCACCGAUGGUUAUGAUCGUCAGGAUAAGUUCGACGACAAAAUUGGCUUUGAGCAUAUCGUUACACGAGGCCGUCUUGAAGAUGAUCGCAAGAACGGCGAGGAACUCGAGGAGAUCAACUACUUCGGUUUCCCUGAGACGACGCUCAAGGGGCACAUUGAGGAUUACCUAAAGGAGGUCAAGGAGAAGGGCAAGCGCAUGUUCUUCUCUCACUUCACCAGCACCACUCAUCAUCCCUGGGGCGUACCAAAAUCAUUCGAGAAGACCGACUUUCUCAACACCGAGGGCAAGAUGGGCUGGCACUCGGAGUUCAACGACUAUCUCAACGCGAUGCGAUUCACCGACGCCUGGCUAGGCGAGUUGCUUCAGACAUUUGAUGACCACGGUCUUACAAACGAGACAUUGGUUGUAUUUGUUGGCGAUCACGGACAGGCUUUCAAGGAGGAUCAAAAGUCCAAGACUGGAACCUACGAGAACGGCCACGUUAGCAACUUCCGAGUCCCCAUCACAUUCCGCCAUCCUCACAUCCCCCGCGUUCAAUACAACGCCAACGCAACAUCCCUCUCCAUCCUCCCCACCAUCCUCGACCUUCUCAUCAAUACAGGCUCCCUCAACGAAAAAGACCAAAACGCCGCUGAGGACCUUAUCCACGAUUACGAGGGCCAGUCCCUCAUCCGCCCUUAUAAAGCUACCCACAACGGCCGCCGCGCCUGGAACUUUGGGAUCAUCAAUGGAGGAGCUAGCAUGUUAUCAAUGACAUCUGCAGAUGCACCGUGGCGCAUUGUCAUCCCGCUCGAUGACUCUACACAAUAUAGAUUCACAGAUCUCAAGAACGAUCCGUUAGAGAAGAAGCCGCUUGAGAAGUGGACGCUUGAGCAGUUGACGUAUGCUGUUCGGAAUAAAUUUGGGGAGGAGGCUUCCAAGUGGGCUGCUGAGGCGGACGCUGUGUCCAAGUGGUGGGGACCUGAGAGGAAGAGGUUAUGGGGAUAUAAUCCUUCGCAUAAGGAAGAUUGAUGAUAGUAUUUAAAUGUAAUGCGAAUGUUUAAUGGUUUCAAUUAUGUGUCUGUGUCUGUGACGUCUGUUGCGCCAGCAAUGUGGAUGUGACUUUGAAACGAUGAGAUGGACAGUCUCAACCUUGCCAUCUUAUAUGUGACCUGGUUUGAACGAGAUAUCGAUUGCUUCAUGGUUCAAACUGAAGUUAAGAAGUAAGUGCCUUGCUUCGGGCUCGAGAAGUUAUCACCAUCAUCCAAUUGCAAUCAGAGUUUGAAGUUGAUCAUUCUGGUAUUCCCAUUCCACGUCCAUGUUAAUGCUUCAUCUAUACAACAAAAGAAAAUGCGCCGUUCGAUCUAUAACCCGACCCGAUAUCUCACUCCAAAACCACCCAAUGCAAAUUUUGAUACAAAUUAGCGAUCAUUCAAUGAUCUUGGUCUCCAUUUAAUGCCCAGCAGCUUGCUUCUUCGCAGCAAGUCUUCGCUCCUCAGCAGCGACCAUAUCUGCAUACUGUUAGCCAUUAUCCGAUCAAUUGAUAAAAGUGACUUACCCUUCCAGAGGUCCUGUCCCUCAUACUCCUCCUUGUGGAUCUUCUUCUCAAUGAUCUUUGUGGGAUCAUUAGGAUCCACGACCCGAAUGGUCUGCCAUCUGCUAUCACCGUUCUUAAGAUCAUUCAUCUCAAAAACAGCAGACACCAACAACACAGCCAACGUCAAGCCUUGCGCAUAAACACGAGCUUGCACAAUCUUGUUCGCCGUGUUCAUGGGCUGUCGACUAACAAUCGCAAACGCAAUACCCAUUGACGCCAACCACGACGCGAAGACAAUGGGAUAUCGGUUCUCCUUGGCAUAUGACUUGAAACGCUCAUACGCUGACUCAUUUUCUCGGAUGAGUUGUGCUGUGCGCGCUGCUUGAUCUUGGUAAUUGCGCUUAGGAUCUUGGGCGAUCUGGUAUGCGAUACUCCAUCUCUCGGCAUUGACGAUGGCGCCGAAUGUACCCGUUGAUGUCACGAGGAAUGCUCUGAAGGGGAGGGUGAGGCCUCGGAAGGUUGGGUAGCGUUUUGAUGCAUAGUACACGCCUCCAAGACCGAGACCCAGGAAGAGUGUUCCGCCGAUGAGGCCGCCCUUGACGACUUCGGCGUAGUGGGCCUCUUCUUCUGCCUUGGUGAGAAUCUUCAUGAUUGGUGAUGGUGGUGAUAACGAUAAGCGAUAAGUAGUGUGAUAAGAGAUAAGGAUAAGGGUAAGGAUAAGCUUGAAUGGGUAGGUGGUAAUGUAAUGUGUGUAUGAUGUAUGGAUGAUAUGUCCCACUACAGACUCCUGGCAAGCAUGUUUAUAUAAAGGUAUAAAGUCUGCAAAUUUUACCGGGCAAAGCCGCUACGAAACGGAUUCCUCAUGUCAUGU
Molecule: messenger RNA, 4182 nt
Organism: Fusarium odoratissimum NRRL 54006
Lineage: Eukaryota; Fungi; Ascomycota; Sordariomycetes; Hypocreales; Nectriaceae
Exons: 3
Coding region: 182-2806 (874 amino acids)
Source: RefSeq, a predicted model, not a curated record